Enterobius vermicularis (human pinworm) is the source of this 2490-nucleotide messenger RNA. The record is from the annotation of a GenBank genome assembly. NCBI's taxonomy places the organism in Eukaryota, Metazoa, Nematoda, Chromadorea, Rhabditida, Oxyuridae.
AUGGACGGGGUUUCUUCGACAAGCACAGCGAAGGAGACGGGCACCGGUAGUAGCGAUACGGCCUCAACCUCGUAUCAGCAGUAUCCUGAAAUGAGUGCUGAACAGGAAUUCUUUCUUUACGAAUUGGAAACAACUGAUUCCAGCAGUAUAGGACUUGUCCUGAGGGCGAUAUACGACUGCGGAGAUGUGCAAAAGUUUGCUCGAGCGCUAGAACACAGAAUACAGCAUUAUGACAAGAAUAUACAGAAGAUUUGUUCUUAUCAUUAUCAGGACCAUAUUGAGUCAAUGAAGAAGCUGUUAGAUCUAAAGUCGAAAUGCUUACAAAUAAAAGAAGAUGUCGUAGAAGUAGAUGAUGAGAUUCAGACAUACAGCGCCAACUUGCAGAAGAAAAGUGCGGAAAUUGUACGGUACAGGAAAUUGCAGGGGAAUGCAAAUACGGCAAUUGAUCACAUUAGUGUCUGCCUUCCUGUCUUAGAAAGUUAUGCGUCUUUAAAAGAACUUAUGGCCCAAAAGAAAUAUUAUCAAGCAUUGAAAGUUCUGGAAGAAUUGGAACACACUCACUUUGCCCACGCAGAAAAAUAUCGUUUUUUUCAAUCAUUACAAAAGUCUAUGGAACCGAUUCGUGGACAGAUAAAGGAGAGAACUUUUUCUGAAUUUACAGACUUUCUUGAAAAUAUCAGCAAAGUUUCAGGUCGAAUUGGUCAACAUGCUUCAAAAUGUACUGCUGAACAACAUUCAUUUGGCUUUUAUGAAACGGAUCGCAACAAAAGAAUACAAGAAGAAGCGAAAAGAAACGUUGAAAGUGUUCAAAUAGAGCUUUCAUCUGACGGGUCUAUCGUUAAAAAGAACGAGGGAGUUCCCGACUCAAAAUCUGAUCGCAAUUCUAAUUUACAGGAAGAAGAUGAGUUGUUAAGUGCUCAGGACCUGAUAGAUUUUACUCCAGUUCAUCGUUGCUGUCAGAUAUUUAAUGUUCUUGGUGCGAAGGAGACUUUUGAAGCGUAUUAUAGGAAGCAGAGACGGGAACAAAUAUUGAUGGUUAUUGUUCCACCAACAAAAUAUAAAGAAUCAAUUCGGUCGUACGUUCGUUAUCUCGAUGAGAUCAUUGGAUUUUUUGUUAUUGAAGAUCAUAUCAUGCAGACAGAACCGAGCUUGGUCACUGCAGCAUAUAAAGAUCAGCUUUGGGAAACUACUCUUCAGCAAGUUAUAUCGACCAUGAAUGCUCAUUUCGGCGGUUGUUUGGAUGUAGAAAUGAUGUUGAAAAUGAAGAAGGUUAUUCUGUUGUUUGCUUUGACGAUGAAAAGUUAUGGGUUCGCUAUUGGAUCACUCUACACGUUACUUCAAAAUUUUAGGGACCAGUACAAUGAAAUUUUAAUGCGUGAGUAUUGCGCUCAGUUUGAGAGAGAACUAGAAAACGAUAAUUAUACACCCAUAACUGUAGAAAAUGAGCAGGAGUUCAAAGCAGUUAUAAAACAGUUUCCGUUUUAUAAGAGGGGUUUGGAUCAGGAACCAUUUCCUCGUGUUUUUCCUUUUUCAAGAUUUGUCUCAAAAAUACAUGGUUUGGCAAAGAAUUAUUUGGUUGGAUGCUUAAAAUUUAUGGAGAAUUUACAGUUGUCGCAUUCUGAGAUAGGAGAUACUGUCCGCCGCUACGCAAAUGUACUUCUAGCACGUUGGUCUGGAUCGCUCAAACGAUUUGUUGCUAGUAAAAAUAGGACUCUCAUUCAGUUAGUGCAAAUUACCAUUAAUAUUGGCUAUAUGGAGAAGUCGUGCGAGUCACUGGAAAAUUUUAUAUGCAAAAUCACCAAUGGUGAUGGCGAAUCUGUUGCGUCAUCUGGGCAUCUAGUUACCUUAAAGGAUCAAGUAUUUCGGGAUACACGUUCUGAGGUAGAGCAACAAGUGGAUCGUGCCUUACAAGAUAAAGUAGACGCAUUUUUAGAAUUAGCUAAUUAUGAUUGGGAACUGUCUAGUUCGAGCGGCCAUGCCAGUGAUUUUAUCACUGAUCUAAUAAAAUUUCUUGAAACCACCUUCGUUUCUUUCAACAACUUACCGCCACUUCUUGCACGUCAUGUAUGUAUGCAGACUUGUAAAUAUGUGGCAAACAGUCUCUCUGAAAUACUUCUUAGCCCAGAUUCUAAAACAGUUAGUACGGGUGCUUUGGAUCAGUUUGAUCUGGACGUCAUUCAGUGUGAAUUAUUUACGUCAAGAUGUCCUGUUGCAGGGUUUGAAGAUGCUACAUUAACAAUGACGUUUGCUAGCUUACGGCAGUUGCUGGAUCUUGUCAUGAAAGCUGACUGGCCAACUUAUCUUGCAGACUAUGGUAGGGAGACUAGUAAAUAUGCCAGAGUCCCAGCUUCGAGUGCUAUAAUCAUUCUUGAGAAAAUGGUAGAGUUCGAGAGGAAGACUUCUAGCUUUUUCACAAAAGGUCGAGAAAAAGACCGUAAAAAACUUCUGGAUGCGAUUCUUCGACAGUUACGAACUCUUGCAAGUCAGUGA